This is a messenger RNA of Vicugna pacos (alpaca), 1411 nucleotides long. It is a transcript of the gene CD3G, whose product is annotated as CD3 gamma subunit of T-cell receptor complex. Gene Ontology annotation, biological process: cell surface receptor signaling pathway; positive thymic T cell selection. Gene Ontology annotation, cellular component: membrane; alpha-beta T cell receptor complex; external side of plasma membrane. The record is from RefSeq and is a predicted model, not a curated record. NCBI's taxonomy places the organism in Eukaryota, Metazoa, Chordata, Mammalia, Artiodactyla, Camelidae. Gene Ontology annotation, molecular function: transmembrane signaling receptor activity.
GAAAGGGUGCUGGGCGGAGCCAGGCUAGCUGCUAGCACAGGCUGCCUGGCUGCUAGGGGCUGCUCAGAGCUUCUGCGGGGCAAGCACAGAGACUGAUAUGGAGCAGGGGAAGCAUCUGGCUGGCCUCAUCCUGGCUAUCACUCUUUUUCAAGGUACUAUGGCCCAGUCAGAAAACGGAACACAUUUAGUAGAAGUGGAUGACAAUCGAGAAGAUGGUUCAGUACUUCUGACUUGUAAUGUGGGAGACAAUAUCAGAUGGUUUAAAGAUGGGAAGGAAAUAAGUUCUUCAAUUGCAAGUAAAAAUAUUUGGAAUCUAGGGAGCAGUACCAAGGACCCUCGAGGGAUAUAUUGGUGUGAAGGAUCAAAGGCCACAUCAAAACGACUCCAAAUAUAUUAUAGAAUGUGUCAGAAUUGCAUUGAGCUGAGUUCAGCCACCGUGUCUGGCUUUAUCUUCGCGGAAAUCAUCAGCAUUUUCCUCCUUGCUGUUGGGGUCUACUUUAUUGCUGGACAGGAUGGAGUUCACCAGUCAAGAGCUUCAGACAAGCAGACACUGUUGUCCAAUGACCAGCUCUACCAGCCCCUUAAGGAACGAGAAGAUGACCAAUACAGCCAUCUUCAAGGAAACCAUUUGAGGAAAAAUUGAGCCCAGGACUCAGAGCAGAUUUGCCUUUUCUGGACACUUCAUAUAAAUGGAGUCAUACAAUAUGCUGCUCCGAACACUUUUAUGCAAAUCUUUGUGUGGACAUAUGUUUUCAUUUGUCUGGGUUGAUACCUAGGAGUGAAGAAUUGCUGGGUUGUAUGGUAAAUUUAUGUAUAACUUCUUAAGAAACUGCCAAAGUGUGUUUCAAACUGGCUGUCCCACUUUACACUCCCACCAGCGAUGAAUGAAAGUUCCCGUUUCUCCAUCUCCCCACAAAUAUUUGUUACUAUAUUUUUAGUAUGGCCAUUCUAGUGGAUGUAAAAUAGUAUCUUAUUGUGGCUUUAAUUUGCAUUCCCUAAUGACUAAUGAUGUUGAACAUCUUUUCAUGUGCUCAUUAGCCAUUCUUAUUCUAUCUUUAGUGAAGACUGUAUUCAAAGCUUUUUUUUUAAUUGGGUUGUUUUUCUCCUUACUAUUGAAUUGUAAAAGUUCCUAUAUAUUUUGAAUACAAGUCUUUUAUCAGAAACAUGAUUUGCAAAUACAUCUGCCAGUAUGUGGCUUGUCUUUUUAUUUUCUUAAUGGUGUCUUUUGAAGAGAAAAAGUUCUUAAUUUUGCUGAAGUCUGUUUUACCCAUUUUUUUCUUUCAUAGAUUGUGCUUUUGGUGUCAUGUCUAAGAAAUCCUUGCCAAACCCAAGGUCACAAAGAUUUCUCAUGUCUUCCUUUUAUAGCUUUUAUAGUUUUAAUUCUAACAAUAAAUGUCAUUUUGAACAUUAA